AAGCAAAAAGGGCCCCUGCUAAAUGAACAAUUAUUGGAAGCUUAUGAAAGCAAAGAACUUUGUUACCAUCUCCAUAAAGCAAACCCACCACCUCCUCCUAAUACCUUUCCUCUCUUUUAUCCCACUGUCUUCUUUCUCACUAAGUUUAGCAUCCCUGUCUCCUUCUUCACUAAGAUAAUAGGAUCCAUCCUUCUACAUAUUAAGAAACAUCAUAACAGUCUGUUUAUCUAUUUCAAAGGGAAGUCUCAAGUUUCCUUACCUCCAUUCCAUUUUGGGGAGAGAGAGAGAGAGAGAGAGAGAGAGAGAGAGAGAGAGAGAGAGAGAGAGAGAGAGAGAGAGAGAGAGAAACAGACAGACAGACAGAGACCGAGAGAGAGAGAGACGGACAGAGACAGAGGCAUAGAGAGAUGGGUGCUGAUUGGGGACCAGUCAUUGUUGCUGUGGUCUUGUUCAUCCUCCUUUCGCCAGGGCUGCUAUUCCAAUUACCGGCAAGAACUAGGGUAAUGGAGUUCGGAAACAUGAUGACAAGUGGGAUUGCUAUUCUGGUUCAUGCUGUCAUAUACUUCUGCAUACUGACCAUCUUGAUCAUAGCAAUUGGUAUUCACAUACAUGUCAAUUAGUCCAUAUCAUUUUCAGCCACCACCCACAGUGGUGUUUGUUCUUUUCUUUUAAUUUUUUUCUGAAGUGAUUCUUCCUCUUUCUACUACUGUGCUCCUUCUUUAAUGUUGUCCUGCUACCUGAUUGGUUUAGUUAACUUCACACUCGGCAUUGACACAUUGUAAAGGAGCAUCUCAAUGAAUUGGUUCAUAACAUCAAUCAGGCUCAACAACGCAAGGUUGUUCCAUAUUGAGUUUGAUCUGACUUAGUUUCCAAUCUAUAUUGUUUAAGUUUUAUAGUAUCAGCAGCUACACAGAAAGAUCUAUCUGUAAUAAACCUACUUUUAUGGAGUUGCUUAUCAUUUUAACACGAAGCAUUGUCAUCCAAGCAUGUGUCAGAACCUAAGGGGCAAAAUAUCUAGACAAAGAUCUAUCUUUUCUAUGGGUAUUGUGAAACCAUGCACUUAGAGGGCACAUAUCCUAUACUGGAAUUUUGCAUAUCAACUAUUAGCAAAAUGAUUUCCUAUACCAAUAACCACAGACAUUCACAACCAACUAAAAGAAUAACAAUAGAAAUAGUUACGCAUCUCUAAAAUUGUCUCUAAUUCAAAGUUCAGACCACUUCUCAAAUAUAAUAUGAAUAUCUAACAAAUAAGAUCAACAAAAAUAGAUUAAAGAGCAGUUAAGAUGGUCUUGACACCACAUGAUAGAGGUGGAUAUACUCAUUCUACAUUUCUAGUCCUUCCCCUAUGUGGCAAAAGAGGUUUCCACUUAUUCACCAAGAAAAAUGAAAAAGAAAAGAAAGUGAUUUCAAGUUGAGGCCUUUAAUGUACCCAGCACCUUGAGCCAUGAAGCAUGAGCCUUGAGCUCAACAAACACCAAAAAAACCCCGACUUCACGACCUCUUCGGCUUUUUAAUCAUUUUUUUCCCAUAGUAUUUAGAAAGGAGCUUAAGCUCAGCAGUGGAUCUUGAAGACUCCUACUCCAAGAGGAAUAUAUUGCACCAGAGGUCCAAUGGAAUGAUUAAAAUAUAUGUACAUGUAGGAUAAACUAGAAUCAAUUUAUGCCGGUUUCUCAAAUCCAAGACUAUAACAAAAUGGAAAACAUCAGGGUCUAUAAAUAAGCAGCUUCAUCUUCUUCAAAUCAAUUAAAGAUUUGUGCUUUAUAUUAAUAAUUAAGUUCAAAACCAAGUACAGCCAUUAAGUUACAAGUUACUCAGAAAAGAGACAGAGUGUACACAGAUCCAAAGCGGCGAGAGUACCGGAUCAGCCAGUAUAGAUGUGGACGUGGACGGCCAAGAUGAGAAUGGCAUAGAGAGCGAAAAAGAUGAGAGUGUGCACAGCUAUGGCCUUGCCAUUCGUCUUCAUGCUCCCAAACUCCACCUGCCUACUGUUUCCCGGUAACGAGAAGAGAAGUCCCGGUUGCAGAAGAAUGAACAGCACCACCCCAAUCAAUAUGGGCCCCCAAUCCGCCAUUAUUAUUUCCUACAAAUUGAUUUUCAAAUGAAAUUUCGGAUUUUUGGAUGAGGGUUUCUGGGUUAGGGCCUGAAGUUACUAGCCUUCCUUCGUCGGACGCAGUGGGGAUGAAGACGUAAGUGAAAGGAUUUUGAUUUGCUUAUGUUAUCAGGGUUUUCUGAGUGAGAGUGACACAGGAUUCGGAAUUGCAAUUUUGCAAUUCUAAUAAGCAAAACAACCAUGACGAACGGCAGAAGAAGCUACUAGCAAGCAAGUGAAGAUUUUGCUUCUCUGCUUUCGGUUGCAGAUUAGAUCAUUGCAGUUGGGUCCACUGUCUACCCUAGAAUAAACGAAUAAGUGCAAUUGGGUCCCACGCACUAGCUCAAAGUUUUUUCCUUUGUUAUUCUUUUCCUCUUUGACUAUUUGAAGAUAAAGCUUGAGCCUUUAGUGGCAGAAUGGAAUUGAAUAGACCUGGUGGUGCUGAAAUGGACAGUGAUGGGAGCUUUUAACAGCAAACUCUCCCCUUUAAAUGCUAAAUGGAACUGCUAUUGAUUGCAAACAAAACAACACAAUAAUGCAAUUUAUAUGACUGGCUGGCUGCGCUCACUGCUUAUGCUAUGUUAUGUUAUGUCAUAGUAUGUAUGUAUGGCCUUGAUCACAAUUGAACAAUAGAAAAUGAUAAGGAUGCUCUGCCUUAUCCAAUAAAUCCAACCAAGGAACAACAACAGCUGCAAUACCGAGAAUUUAAAAUUGAAGCAAGGGCUAAAGUGGAUGGUUGAUCAAUAUUUAUGUUCUUUCCAGCUUUAUGAGAUUCCCAUUCCCCUCUUUCAAGGGCUUAAAUCCAAAUCAUAUAGCAUCCAAAUCCCUUUUUUAUAUGCUCUCUCUAUUAUUCUUCUGCUGAGUCUGAGCCCUGAGCUGAUCAAAGAAGGCUAGGCAGGAAAUCUCGGGACAGAGGCUUUAUUUAGAAUGAAGAAUUGGGCUGCUCCUCUCAUAGCUUCAGGGCUGUUUGCAUUUUUGUCACCAGGGUUGGUGUUUCAAAUGCCUGGCAAGGAACGUCCCUUCGAAUUUAUGAACAUGAAGACCAGCGUGGCCUCCAUAUUCUUGCACGCUGUUAUCUACGGUUUGCUCAUCAUUCUGUUUCUUGUUAUUCUUGACAUUCACAUCUAUGCUUAGGAGGCAGCUGCCAUCUCAAUUGUCAUUUUGUCAAAGAAAAGAAAAGCUGUGGUUUUUAGGAUUCUAGCAGACCAACUUAGUGCUUUUCGUGAAAGAAGGAUUUAGUUAUGUUGUUUUACUCUUUUCAUUUACUACCACUGGUGCUGUUGUGCUACUUCUACUUGUAUAUAUUAUUACCUUCAUGAAUUC
This is a messenger RNA of Prunus persica (peach), 3412 nucleotides long. RefSeq lists its product as uncharacterized. NCBI's taxonomy places the organism in Eukaryota, Viridiplantae, Streptophyta, Magnoliopsida, Rosales, Rosaceae. Bases 408 to 620 code for a protein of 70 amino acids. The transcript has a single exon. The record is from RefSeq and is a predicted model, not a curated record.